Morus notabilis is the source of this 1145-nucleotide messenger RNA. Its product is annotated as histidine-containing phosphotransfer protein 1-like. The record is from RefSeq and is a predicted model, not a curated record. Bases 285 to 746 code for a protein of 153 amino acids. Gene Ontology annotation, molecular function: histidine phosphotransfer kinase activity; protein histidine kinase binding. Gene Ontology annotation, cellular component: cytoplasm; nucleus. Gene Ontology annotation, biological process: phosphorylation; cytokinin-activated signaling pathway; phosphorelay signal transduction system. NCBI's taxonomy places the organism in Eukaryota, Viridiplantae, Streptophyta, Magnoliopsida, Rosales, Moraceae. The transcript has 6 exons.
AAGAAUAAUUAAAGGGAAAAAGGUUAGACCAUUAUUUGGUAAUAAUUCUGCACCAUAAUCAGUAAUGGCCUUCAAUUGUCAGUCCAACAAGACCAAAAAUCCUUAAAAACCCUUUUCUCAGAUAUUCCUCCAUUUCUGCUUGAAUCAUUUUCUUAUUCAAGUCUCUACCUUGUUUGUCCAUUUUAGAUCUUCCAAAAACUUUCUUUCAAAAACACCCUUUUCCUCCAUUUGGAUGGUUGUUAAAAUCCUUAUUUGAAAGAAACAAGAACCAGAGAAGACAGACCAUGGACGGCGCUAUUUCUCAGUGGCGAAAACAAUGGUUUGAUUACUUCCAAUAUCUUCGUCAAGAGGGAUUCUUGGACGACCAGUUUGUGCAGCUGAAGAAACUGCAAGACGAGAACAGCCCGGAUUUUGUGGUCGAGGUUGUCUCUCUCUUCUUUCAAGACUCUGAGAAGCUUCUCAACAACAUGGCCAACGCUUUUGAACAAAAGGUUGUGGACUUCAAGCAAGUAGAUGCCUAUGUUCAUCAGUUCAAGGGUAGUAGUGCCAGCAUUGGUGCAAUGAGGAUAAAGAAUGUGUGCAUUAACUUCAGAAAUUACUGCGAGGCUCAGAACCUGGAAGGGUGUUUGAUAUGUCUGCAACAAUUGCAACAAGAAUGCUCUGUGUUGAAGAACAAGCUUGAAAAACUGUUAAAUCUGGAGCAACAGAUUUUGGCAGCUGGUGGAUCAAUCCCAGUGAUAGAAUAAACAAAUACUAUUGGUGUUACUUGCUUAUAGUACACAUAAUCUAGCACCAGUUAUAUAGUUUUUGAGAUGUAUUUGCUUGUUCUUAAAAAACCUUAUAUAGAAGCACUAGCAAGAUUUUAGUGUAGGCCUUGUUUGAGAGAGUAGUUGUAGCAUGAAUUGCCUCCUUUUGCUAGACCUUGUUUUGUGGCAGUUUGAUGAUAGUCUAAAAGUGUGAUCAGAUAGAACAAUGGAAUUCAUAUAGCUUGUGCUUGGUUUUCCUCUAUUGUUAGACAUCAAGUUGUGUAAUAACUUCUUGCCUCAAAAGAUAUGUUCUUAGAGUUUAACAGAAACGUAUGGUCAAACACAAGGUAUUUUGUUAAUUUCUUUUCGAGACGAUUAAAGAAUCAUCAGCCCUCCUUA